AUGUCGACAUGGGGAGAGCAUUUCAGGGUCACCACCUACGGUGAAUCCCACUGCCGAUCUGUCGGAUGCAUCGUCGAUGGCUGCCCUCCCGGGAUGGAGCUCACCGAGGAUGAUAUCCAACCUCAGAUGACUCGGAGACGUCCUGGUCAGAGCGCUCUGACAACCCCUCGCAAUGAGAAAGACCGCGUGGAAAUUCAGUCGGGUACCGAAUUCGGCGUCACCCUGGGUACACCCAUUGGCAUGAUGGUUCGCAAUGAGGACCAGCGACCUAAGGACUAUGGCGGUAGCACAAUGGAUCUGUACCCUCGACCCAGCCAUGCCGAUUUGACCUACCUCGAGAAAUAUGGUGUCAAGGCCAGCAGCGGAGGUGGCCGGAGCAGUGCCCGCGAGACGAUCGGUCGUGUUGCGGCUGGAGCCAUUGCGGAGAAGUACCUGCGUCUUUCCCACGGGGUCGAGAUUGUAGCGUUUGUGUCCUCCGUGGGCAACGAGCACCUGGUCCCCCCUACCCCGGAACAUCCAACUCCGUCGACCAAUCCCGAGUUCUUGAACCUCCUCGAGACGAUCGACCGCAACAAGGUGGACUCGUUUAUCCCCACCCGCUGUCCCAAGGAGGAAGCGGCCGCACGCAUGACCAAGGUGAUCGAGCAGUUCCGGGAUAACCAGGACAGUAUCGGCGGCACGGUGACGUGCGUCAUCCGAAACGUCCCCGUGGGCCUGGGAGAGCCCUGCUUCGACAAGCUCGAGGCCAAGAUUGCUCACGCCAUGCUCAGUAUCCCGGCCACCAAGGGAUUCGAGAUCGGCUCCGGGUUCGGCGGCUGCGAAGUGCCCGGUUCGAUCCACAAUGAUCCAUUCGUGGCAUCGGAGGUGGAAAUCCGCAAUGGCAACGACAUGAGCUCCAAGCAGCAGCUGACCACCAAGACCAACAACUCGGGUGGUAUCCAGGGCGGCAUCUCGAACGGCGCAUCGAUCUACUUCCGGGUGGCGUUCAAACCCCCAGCGACGAUCGGCCAGGCCCAAACCACUGCCUCGUACAGUCUCGAGGAAGGUAUCCUGGAAGCCAAGGGCCGUCACGAUCCGUGCGUGGUGCCCCGUGCGGUCCCUAUUGUCGAGGCCAUGUCUGCUCUAGUUAUCAUGGACGCUCUGAUGGCCCAGUAUGCUCGUGAAAGCGCCAAAUCCCUCCUGCCGCCUCUGCCCAAGACGAUUCCGACCCGUCCAACGAUUGGUUCUCACGGUGCUGCGUGA
Messenger RNA from Aspergillus tanneri, 1242 nucleotides. It is a transcript of the gene ARO2, whose product is annotated as bifunctional chorismate synthase/riboflavin reductase [NAD(P)H] ARO2. Gene Ontology annotation, molecular function: chorismate synthase activity; FMN binding. Gene Ontology annotation, biological process: aromatic amino acid biosynthetic process; chorismate biosynthetic process. Gene Ontology annotation, cellular component: cytosol. The coding region runs from base 1 to 1242 and encodes 413 amino acids. The transcript has 3 exons. Lineage: Eukaryota; Fungi; Ascomycota; Eurotiomycetes; Eurotiales; Aspergillaceae. The record is from RefSeq and is a predicted model, not a curated record.